Molecule: messenger RNA, 6583 nt
Organism: Pomacea canaliculata
Lineage: Eukaryota; Metazoa; Mollusca; Gastropoda; Architaenioglossa; Ampullariidae
Exons: 12
Coding region: 977-4351 (1124 amino acids)
Cellular component (GO): cell septum; cell periphery
Molecular function (GO): chitin synthase activity
Source: RefSeq, a predicted model, not a curated record
CACCGUCGGCCCCCCUUAUCGCAAUAGAGGGAGUUUGCGGUCGUGCCCAAGCUGUGAUGAAAGGAUGAUGUCACAAAUAGUUUUAAGUCUUUUGUGCUUCCUGUGGUCGCUCUGAAUAGACCUGUCCCCCUCCCUACUCCUCUUGUUAACACGCCGCCUCUCUAUCUGGCAGCGUUGAAGGUGGGCGAGAUCCGGUCACAGACGUCAGCCAGCACCCACAGCUGGUCACCAGCUUUGAAGACUUGCUACCUGCAGGAUGCAAGGCUCAUUGAGAGAGUGAGAGAGAGGGAGUCGUCUGAGGACCUGAGUCAAACAUGAGGAGUAGGACGAUGCUUGUAUGAGCUUCGAAGCGCCAAACAAAAUUUUUCCUUCAAAAAAGUGGAAUUGGAAAGUUCAGAAAUCGUUGUGGAAUUUAUUACAGCCGAUCCCCAAGCGUCCUCCAAGAAACGCUGAUUGCAGCAAAAAUGAAUAUCAGAAAGAUGGUGGCAGCCUGCGUGCUGGCAAUAUCCGGAACCAUUGUCAUGACAGUGUCAAAGACGAGCUUGCUUUUUCUGUGGGCCUGCAAGCCAUCCACCUACAAACCAAUGGUACGCGACCUUGUGUCUGGUGAUGGUGAUACCGGAAGUAGUCUCGAUAGCGCGGACAUUAUGGGGCUCUACUCUGUUAGUAUCAGGCUCUUUUGUACAGUGGCCGCCCUUUCGCCUGGUCGUGCUGGACAUCCUUAUUGCCAUACUGGAGUCAGCCGCGAUGACAUUCUUUACCACGGAGGUUGCCGCAGCGUUGCCAGUGUACAUCGUCCUCCCCCUCAUGAAUGCAGUGCUGCUGCUGCAGUCUUUGCUGGACCAGUGGAGGCCGAGCAGAAAACCUCUUGGUGUCCUAGAAGCGGUCUCAUCCAGCAGCUGCAGCCUAGCGUGUCGCGCCUUCGGGAGCGUUCUGUGUUUCCUCGGCAUGGUCGGCCUCGUCGUUCUGGCCAGCCAUGCUGGUCGUGCUGAACCUCGUGGACAUCACCGAGGCUGUGGCUCUGGUAGCCAGCCUCCUGGCUCUCUCCGUGGUUUGGUGCAAGCCCGUCCGCCGCCACAUCCUGUCUCCCGACAGGUCCUCCAUCGCGCAGCGGCACAACGUGACGUUGCUGCUGUGUGUUGUCAAGGUGGUGUGUCUGGUCGGCUUCUCUAUACUGACGUCUGCUAUAGGAGCCACGGACAGGCGGUUGAGCCAGGCCCCAGAGUCACUGUGGCAAGGUUUCCUCGUGCUUCACCAGCGUGAAAUCCUGGUGUACCCUCUCAUCGCCCACUCGCUUAGCAACAUCUUGGCGUGCGCGCACACCCGACUGGGAACGUACUACACGGCCACUCGCUCCUCAUUGGUGCUGCCAACCGUCCUAUCCACGCUGGUUGCUACAAUUUUAUUAAUAGUCACCUGCACUGGAGCCUUGCCUCUUGAUGUCGGCCUCGAGGCGUGCCAACUGCGAUCUACCGAAAUUGCUUUUCUUGCAGCUUCGGCUGUUCUUUGGCUCAUCCCUUUCGCGACCCUGAGACAGAGCUACUUCCACCCCGCACACGUUUUGUUCAGACCGGAGAUCGAGAGCUUCCUGGCCAUCAACUACAACAGUGUCUGCUUUGACCAGAACCUCUUCCUCAACUACAACCCGUUCUCAAUCGCGUUCGGCGAAUAUAUGAAGGUAGGAGAGAAGCAAAGCCGCGUUUUCCUGUGCACGACAAUGUACCGGGAGGCAGACUACGAAAUGGAACAGCUCUUGAGGAGCCUGUCACGAGUUUCCAUUUCAAAAAAGUUGCGAGCUGCCGGAGUGUAUCUCGAGUCCCACAUCUUCCUCGACAACGGCGCCAACGGGAUGACUCUGAACGAGUUCGCGCUGCAGCUAAUGUCGCUGGUGGAGAAGUGCUUCUCGCUGACGAGAACAGAGAGUGCCAUUAACAAGACACCCUCGGGAAUACAGAUCGUCUGCAUCCUCCCUGGGGGCAUGCCCCUGUUCUUCCAUCUGAAGGACUCCUCUCUGGUGAAGGCCAAGAAAAGGUGGAGCCAAGUGAUGUACAUGAAGUACAUCCUGGACCAUAGGAUAAAAGCUACUUGCAGGGAAAGUGUUACGAACAUGCCCAGAAAAGCAAUCGACGAAAUGAGAGUUGUUCAAAAAAACAGUGCCACCGAAGGAGCAGAUAAUAAGAACAGCGAGAUUCUGCUCCAGAUUCGCUCUCUACUCAACGGCUUGAAGGUGGAGGAGAAGGCCUCGGAAGACGGCAACCGUGACUCGGUAAGGAACUCGAUCACAGAAGAGCGGUGCGAGUCGGAGCAAAGUUCCGACCAAGGCAUCGACAUCGCUGACGAUAUUUCGGACUCCUCCAGCCAGAAGGAGACGUCGAAGGUGCCGGACGACAGCCAGAACACCAUGGCCUCUGACCCCGCUUUGAACCGGGACAGCAGUUACAGCAGCCUCCUGUCAGGGAAUCUUCACCAGGGCAAGAUCAACCCGGCCUACGUCCCUGACGAGGACGAAGAAGCUCCCCCUAAGUGGUUGCCGCAGUUCGUGAGCAAGUUUCUGGGAGCGUCUCCAAUGCACGAGUCAGAAGGAGAGUCCACAUCGGCAGACCUCUCUCUACCGCCGCGUGAAGUGGUGGAGAUUUUUCCAGAACCCGUCUACACCCUGCCUGACAGUGGACCCCACCAAGCCAACAGCGCAGAUGCGUCUGGAAAUGUCGAGGCACCGUCUGUAAGCAAAAUUUUCCUAAAUUUUGAGGGAUAUCGCCUUGUUAAUGUUAAAAGUCCUUUGCCCCGAGCAAGGACAGAAAGCUUAGACAAACAGACCUACAUACUGGCCACCGAUGCGGACAUGUUGUUUUCGGACACUGCCGUGCUGGAUCUGGUCAAUGCCUGCAACGAAGACUUGAGGCUGGGCGCCGCGUGUGGCAGGACUUACCCCAUGGGCAAGAAGAUCAACCCCAUCGUCUGGUAUCAGAUUUUCGAAUACGCCAAAGAUUUCUGGAUGAUCAAGAGCGCCCAGAAUGUGAUCGGUUCCGUGAUGUGCUGUCCGGGCUGCUUCAGCCUCUACCGCGCCAGCGCCAUCAACGACGUGGUCGGCAAAUACUCAGAGCCCACUACUCGAGCUGGAGAUGUCUUCACUAAAGAUACAGGCGAGGACAGGUGGAUGUGCACUUUGAUGAUGAUGAAGGGAUGGAAGCUGCGCUAUUCAACGUACGCCGUUAACAGCACGUACUGCCCGGACUCCAUCAGCGAGUUCAUCAAACAAAGGCGCCGCUGGAUCCUCUCCGACUUCGCCAACUCCUUCCUCGUCUUCCGGAACUUGCCACGGCUCAUGCGCAGCAACGGCUGCUUCUCCUUCAUGUACGCCUUGUACCUGGUCCAGCUGUUCAUCAUCGUCAUCUUCUCACCUGGCACCACGGUCGUCAUGCUCACGGUUGGGGUGGAGCUGCUGACUGGUGCACCUUACCACGUGACCACCCCGGUCAUGGCCAUGAUUUUCGUUCUGUACGGCCUGACCUGCUGCCUUCUGUCUCCUGAGGUACAAGUGCGGGUCACGAAGUUCUCCAUCAUCGUGUUGGGUAUCAGCAUGGCGGCCGUGGUCAUUGGCGCCGGCGCCUACGUCUUGAUCGACAUGAUCAAGUCCAUCCAGCUGGGCGGACUGUCGUUGAUGGAGCACUACUUGCUGCUGGCGCUGACCGGCUCUCUCAUCUACGCGGCGCUCAUGCACCCUAAAGAGUGUUACAUCCUGGUCUACGGAAUAGUCUACUUGUUUUACUUCCCGGCAAUGUACAUGUUGCUACCCCUGUAUGCCCUCUGUAACAUUGUGGACCAGUCGUGGGGCACGAGGGACAAUCAAAAGCCUAAGGUGCCAAAGCUUAUUUGUUUCCCACGGAUAAGGAGGAAAAAACAGAAAAAAGCCAAAGAUCCAGGAAGCUGUGAAAACCUAUCUGAAGACCCCGCCGCCGUUUCGCAGGAAAUCAAGUCUCUGAGCCCGGAGGAGGAAAGCUUCUGGACUCGACUCGUUGUCCAGUUGAUUGGAAAGAACGUGAACCUCGGUCUCAGCAUGGAGGACCUCGCCAAGGGGCUUCGCAACCUUCGAUUCCGCGUGGUUGUCGCUGUGAUGGUCCUGAACCUGCUGUGGGUCAUAGGUCUGUCGUUUUUUUAUUUGUGGUCCUUCAAGUCAGGCUCGCAGAUCAGCGCCUACGGAAUCCUCAACGGGGUUCUCUACGCCUUCUCCUUCUUCAUCCAAAUCGUAGGCAUGACUGUCUACCGUGUCCAAGAUGGCGUUCAUCGUCUGGGCAAAAAGAUUUACGGCACGGAAAAACCAUACUAUGUUCGCAGCGCAGACGAGAGAUGACCACAUCUGAAAACAUCUUUGACGGAAGUUAUAUUUCAAAGACCAGGCCACUGAUUGUAUCAUCAGAGCUCAAGGCUCUGCUAUUCAUCCUAACUCUUCCACAAACCAGCAGGAAGACAGCGCCCACAGGGGAUUGCUUGUAAACCGAAGUAGUUUUCUUUCCAGAAUCGUUUUGACUAAUCUGUCAAUGCAUAGUACCGAUUAAAUCGGUCGUCAGAAAUUUAGUAAGUGUAAGUAGUAAUUAAUUAAUACUAAUUUAUACAAGAACACCUAGUUCUUACGAAAUAUCGUACAAAUCAGAAAGAGGCGAAGAAAGUGAAACGGGGAAAGAAUCAACAUUUUCUUUUAUUUUUGAAAGUAAAUUAACAGGUAUACAUUAUUUAUAUCAUGCUACGAACUAUAAGUGAAUUAUGACUCUAGACUGGCAAUUGAAUUAAAACGUGUCGAAGAUAGCGAGUAUACUUUCAGGCCCACUUAUAUAUGAAUGUAUUUUCCGACUGAAUUUUGUACUCACAUUCCUUAUUUAUUGAUGGAGAUUCUUUAAGUUCAUUUUACAAAAGUGUACCCUAGAAACAAAUUUCCAAGAAGGGUCACGAAUAUCACAACCGGUGCUUCUUCCCCUCCCAGAAAGAUAACGACUGGUGGUCUUAAGUUUGUCACUUAAGUUAUCACACUAGACUUAUAAUUAUACAUUUGAUAUUUUGCGUCUGUGGCUUGCUCUGCCAAGUUAUUUUUUCUCGCAUUGUUUCUUUUUCCGCGAUAGUUGUAUCCUUUUUGAGUUGAAAGGUCAAAGACGUGGACGAGCCAAUUAAGGAAUGUUUCAGGAUUUUGGGGUCUCAACAUAAAUUUUGUUUUCUUGCUCUCUUUGUGCUACAAAUUUAAAAAUAAUUAACUCAAUUUAAAAAAAAAAACUAUUAAACUUAUUUUCUAUUACCUGCAUAAACAAUGCACCACUAGUUGAAAAUACUGAUCCUAAGACUGUGAAUUCUUGUGAUUGGUUUUUCCCACCCCGUCCCUUUCUUGUCGACCUUAUAAAUGUAUUAUGCAUGUAUAUGAUAGCCGUCUGAGUGAAUGAUUGCCUUUUAGAGGACUAAAAUAUAAUUCUUUAUACAAAUAGACUGUUUAUCAGUGCAUGCAAGUGCAACCUUGGCUGGCUUCAAGAGUUGUUGUGACUGUGGGUGUGUGGCAUUGCUAUCUGUUGCAUCCAAGCUACCAGCUAUUUAUUUAUGACUGUGCGCCUCAGGUAUGCUAUGAACACGAGGGUGAAUCGUUGGGUGUAAAACGGUUUUGUGUAUUGGUAUUUCAGAAGAAAAGCUUUGGUACCAACUUUUCUAUUACAAUCGCUUAAACAUUUGAAUUCGCUUCAUUAGUAGAAUUUUUGUGCAUAUGUGGAUGAGAUCUCUUGCUGGGAAAGUAGCUGUGCCUGUGAAUGAAACUAGAAGGUCCUGAUGUUUUUAUUUAUUAGAGCAAGGAGAAGCAAGACUUGUAAAAGUAUGGUUUAUAUUACAUUUUGUGAUAAAUAUGAUUGGCUAAAAUAUUUUUGCAUUAGUUUUGCGUGUUAAGGUUGUUUACAAGCUUUCUGUAGAAAUAUACUAAGAAAUUAAAUAAUUUUAAAGUAAGCUAAGUGACCUUUGUUCCUAGCUGUUAGAUGCAACAUUUUAAAAACCAUUCUAAGUCUUCAAGUAUUGCAGUUGCCAAGUAAGUUCUAGCAGUAUUCGUAAGCAAUUAUUAGGUUUUCUAUUUUACUGAGUGUAUUGUCUCUAGAAAAUGCUGUCUAUGCUUUCACUAGAAUAUGUAUCACUUGCAAAACUCGGGAUAGAUUAUGGUUAUCAAAACAACGGGUAUACUGUAUACUACUGAGUGUCAUUGUGAUACCGUGUACUGUCCAUAACACAGAAACAGAAAGAGUAAAUUAGUGACAAAGGACAGCAGAGAGGACAGUAAUAGUGAACAGCUGUCAGCAUCAAGGCAUUACAGAAAAUAUAAUAAUAUUUCAAUGACCUAUGACCCUACUAAACGUUUUAAUGAAGUCGUAAACUAAGCUAUUUAAUUUAAGUAGUUUAAUAUAAAGAAAUACAAAGAUGUCUGGGAUCCACUGGGAUCUGAAUGUAUGGGUGUGAUGUAUGCAAGAUUAUGAGAGGUGUUGCUAUUUUAUUAAAUUUACAUAAAACUGCAUGACAAUGUUGAUAUUGCUAAUAUAACUUAGUGAAGGGUUUUCAGAAAUAAAGUAUA